Eublepharis macularius is the source of this 1158-nucleotide messenger RNA. RefSeq names its product nuclear receptor subfamily 2 group E member 1 (gene NR2E1). Gene Ontology annotation, molecular function: RNA polymerase II cis-regulatory region sequence-specific DNA binding; zinc ion binding; nuclear receptor activity. The transcript is spliced from 9 exons. The coding region runs from base 1 to 1158 and encodes 385 amino acids. The record is from RefSeq and is a predicted model, not a curated record. Gene Ontology annotation, biological process: anatomical structure development; cell differentiation; negative regulation of transcription by RNA polymerase II. Lineage: Eukaryota; Metazoa; Chordata; Lepidosauria; Squamata; Eublepharidae.
AUGAGCAAGCCGGCAGGAUCAACAAGCCGGAUUUUAGACAUCCCUUGUAAAGUGUGUGGAGACCGCAGUUCCGGCAAGCAUUAUGGGGUUUACGCCUGCGAUGGCUGCUCGGGUUUUUUCAAGCGGAGCAUCCGAAGGAACAGGACCUAUGUCUGCAAAUCUGGAAACCAGGGAGGCUGUCCAGUGGACAAGACACACAGGAACCAAUGUAGGGCUUGUCGACUGAAGAAAUGCUUGGAAGUCAACAUGAAUAAAGAUGCUGUACAACAUGAAAGGGGACCAAGGACAUCCACAAUAAGGAAACAAGUAGCUCUCUAUUUCAGAGGACAUAAGGAAGAUAAUGGAGCCACCCCUCAUUUCCCCUCUGCAGCUCUACCUACCCCAGCUUUCUUCACUGCUGUUACACAACUGGAACCCCAUAAUUUAGAACUAGCUGCAGUUUCUACAACAUCAGAAAGACAGACUUUGGUGGGCUUGGCUCAACCAACUCCAAAGUAUCCACAUGAAGUCAGCGGUACUCCGAUGUAUCUCUAUGAAGUGGCUACUGAAUCUGUUUGUGAAUCAGCAGCAAGGCUUCUCUUCAUGAGCAUUAAGUGGGCCAAGAGUGUUCCAGCCUUUUCUACUCUGUCACUACAAGACCAGCUGAUGCUUUUGGAAGAUGCUUGGAGGGAACUGUUUGUUCUAGGAAUAGCACAAUGGGCCAUUCCAGUUGAUGCUAACACUCUACUGGCUGUAUCGGGCAUGAAUGGUGACAACACAGAUUCUCAGAAGCUGAAUAAGAUUAUCUCUGAAAUACAGGCAUUACAGGAGGUCGUGGCUAGAUUUAGACAACUUCGUUUAGAUGCUACAGAAUUUGCCUGUCUCAAAUGCAUUGUCACUUUUAAAGCUGUACCUACACAUAGUGGUUCUGAACUGAGAAGUUUUCGGAAUGCUGCUGCCAUUGCAGCUCUUCAAGAUGAAGCUCAGCUCACCCUGAACAGCUAUAUUCAUACCAGGUAUCCAACACAACCCUGUCGUUUUGGGAAACUCUUGUUGCUUUUGCCAGCUUUACGUUCAAUUAGUCCUUCAACAAUAGAAGAAGUAUUUUUCAAAAAAACCAUUGGAAAUGUGCCAAUUACAAGACUACUUUCAGAUAUGUACAAAUCCAGUGACAUUUAA